AUGAGAAAUCCCGAUCCCCCUGUUGUCAUUGCUACUCUCAUCAUUGCCCUCUCUGCACCGUUCACCUUUUCCUCUCAAUUCUCGAACCUCACUUUCUCUACAGGGACUUAUGUCGAGCCGUCUCAAAAGUCUUCUCCCUCUCUCGACCGGUCUGGCCCUGACCCCUACUUUAACAAGCUUAUCCGAAUCCUCACCACUCGCUGCAUGACUCAGGGCCCUGGCCCCUGCUUCGACAAUCUCACCCGCAUCCUCACCACUCGCUGCAUGACUCAGGCGGUGUAUUUUCCCAGCGGCCAGCUGGCCCCUGCAGAGUACCACCACUACGGGCUGGCAGCCCCCAUCUAUACCCACUUCACUUCCCCCAUCCGUCGCUACGCUGACGUCUCAAAACAACACUUUUGUUACGCUGGUGUGGCAAGUGGCGCCACGUGUCCUUUCCUCUCCCCUAACUUCACCUCUCUUACCUUCAUCUCCCUUCCACAUUUCUCCCCUGCUAACGUCGGAUCUCCACUGCUCUUGCCACCUCUCCCUCCCCCUCCUCUCGAUCCUCCCCGCUCCUCUCACCUGUAUGGGGCAAAUCAACCUUCCACUUUCGCCCUGCUCACCUUCUCCUCUCCCUCUUGUUGCUUCUACCCCUCCUCCUCACCCCAUGUCUCCCUCUCUCGCGACACACUUCCUUGUCUUCGCCUGGGUCCCUCACUCCUCCCUACUUCUCGUUUUUCUCAACCCUUCUCCCCACACUCCCGUCACAAUGUGCCAGACCUCAACUAUCGCAACCGCAAUGCUCAGAUGGCGGGGCGAGCAUCAGUGGAGCUUCACACGCUCAUAUUCUUCCGCACUCGGUAUGGCAUCGAGGGACCAGUCUAUCUCGUACCCAAGGAACCUCACAAGGGGAAAGCUGCUGCAGUUGCUGCUGCCAACAAGCUCGAUGGGAAUGCACCAUCUAGUGACUGGGUGGUGGAUGAGAAGUCGCAGACGGUAGAGUCGAAAGACGGGAAGCGGCGAUUUAAGGUGAGGGGAAAGGGCUUGGGGAAGGGAAGGCACGCGUGGAGAGAGGGCAUGGAGAGAGGGCAUGGAGAGAGGGAGAUGGGCAUGGGAAGUAGCAAGAAGGAGGGAACAUUUGAGGUCUGCGCUGCUGGUAACACCACCGCCCACACAGCAUCUGCCUUUGCGCCGACUGCUCUGCUCUGCAUCCCCCCCUGCUUCUCCCGCCUUCACCCUGCCAUCUUGCCCUCGGCAGAGACAGUGCGUGUCUGA
This is a messenger RNA of Closterium sp. NIES-65, 1257 nucleotides long. The record is from the annotation of a GenBank genome assembly. Lineage: Eukaryota; Viridiplantae; Streptophyta; Zygnematophyceae; Desmidiales; Closteriaceae.